Messenger RNA from Nelumbo nucifera (sacred lotus), 1047 nucleotides. RefSeq lists its product as uncharacterized. Gene Ontology annotation, molecular function: DNA binding. The record is from RefSeq and is a predicted model, not a curated record. NCBI's taxonomy places the organism in Eukaryota, Viridiplantae, Streptophyta, Magnoliopsida, Proteales, Nelumbonaceae.
AUGAUGGAAUCCGAAAGUCCAAAUGCUAAUACAUUUGAUCCAACUCCAUCACGAGAGUCCAUUUCAUUAAAUGAUAGGGCAGAAAUUGAUUAUGCUUUGGAGCAUAUUUUCCUUAAAGUUGAUUCUCUUAAUGGAUCAAAGUCAAUGACAUGUCUUUAUUGUCAAAAGACUUUUAAAGGGGGAGGGAUUAAUAGGAUGAAACAACAUCUUACCCAAAGGAAAGGUGAGAUUGCAAUUUGUCGUAAAGUACCCCAUGAUGUAAGGUUCAAAAUGGAGCAAACGUUGAAUGAAAUUAAUGAACGAAAAAGAAGUGAAAAGCAACCAUUGAAUUUUGUUGACACUAGAGCACAGUGUGGAAGGAAUGAUAAUGAUGAUGAUGUUGAGAUUAGAGAACUAGAUCCACUUAGUACACAUGAUACUUAUCAAGGGAAAAAACCAACUACAUCAUCGGGAAAGGGGAAAGCAUCUUCAGGGCUAAUAACUAGACAUUUUGCUCCAUGGACCACUCCAGAUGCACAACCUGGAAUUAAGAGUGUAUUGACAUCUAAGGGAGCAAUUAAUCAUGUGGACCGUGCUGUUAUGAAGUGGUUGUGUGAUGCUUGUAUUCCCUUGAAUGCUUUGCCUUCAAAAUAUUUUCAACAUAUAUUGGAUGCCCUUGCUACUAUUGACCCACAGUACAAAGCUCCUUCAUAUCAUAAUUGUAAGACCAAUUUGUUGAAGGAUUUAGUUCAGGAGGUGCAAAUGUUAACUGAUAAACUCUGUAAGGAUUGGGCUACAUAUGGUUGCACUAUAAUGGCUGACGGUUGGACAGAUACACGUAGCCGGACAUUGAUUAAUUUUUUAGUGUAUUUUCCUAUAGGAACUACAUUUGCAAAAUCUGUAGAUGCUUCUGAAACAAUCAAGAGUACAGAGCAUUUAAUUCUAUUGUUUAAGGAAGUUAUUGAGUGGGUAAAAUCAGAAAAUGUUGUUCAAGUAGUCACUAACAAUGCUGCAAAUUAUGUUGCUGUAGGAAGAUUGUUGGAAACAAAAUUUCCAUGGAUAUAUUGA